GUGGUUGUGCCCGCUGGUGGUGUGAGGGUCUGUGGUUGGUGGUUCAAUUGGUUGGCUGUUGGCAUAAACAAAGCGCCCGGGGGGUGGGUGACAUUUACCAUUUGCCACAGAGAGCGACAGAGAGAGAGCGCGCGCGCUGCACAGAGGGCGGGCAGGAGCGAGCCGCAGCUCAGCUAUUUUAUAAAUGCGAGUGCCGUCAGGAUGUCGACAUUCAGUCCACGCUAAACCCUCGACAAGGCAACAGCCCAGUGCACCCGGAAGCGAAUUUCCACGAGCAGAAAGUUUCGUCGAAAAGCGUACAAGUUUUCCCGCCAAAUGUGACACUUCUAUAUAAAUAUAUUUUUUUUUUGGAAACAACAAAAGAAAACAGACAAAUCUGAAAAGCUGGAAAAGUGCAUCAAGUGAAGCGAGAGAUAAAUUCGAAAGAUAUUCAAUAAACAAUGGCCAUUGCAUAUUUCAUACCCGACCAGGCCCAACUGCUGGCCAGAAGCAAUCAGCAAAGUGCUCAACAGGCCGCCGCCUCAACAGGAGCCGUGCCCCAGCAGCAGCAGCCAGGACAACAGCCAGGACAGCAGGCAGGACAACAACAGGCAGGACAACAGGCACCGCAGCCGCAGACGAGUCAGCAGCGACAGCAACGUCCCCAGUUCCGUGCCAACAUAUCCGUGCCUCUGGGCCGGCAGCAGGGAGCCAUGAGCAUGUCCGAGUUCGGCUGCUGGGACCUUCUGGCCCAGAUCUUCUGCUAUGCCCUCAGAAUCUACAGCUACAACUCCAGCCAGCGCCGGCCCACGGUCAUUCAGAUCUCCUUCGAGAUCAGGAGCGGCGGCCAGGAGCAGCAGCAGCAGCAGCAGGAGGAUCAGGAGGAGCACCAGCCGGAUGCGACUGAUGCCACAGGCAAGGGCAACUAAAUGUCUCCCGGAAACGCCUGGCAACGGGGACGGGACGGUGGAACACUAAAGCGAGAUUCUCUUUAGUUUCGGUGGCGGCAGGCUCAAUCAAAGCGCAUUGUGAUUUUUUUUUUUUUUUGGGAAUUGGACAGGACACGCGACGGUAGUGGAGUUUUGUAAAAAAAAGAAGAAAAAGAAAAAAUUGGAUAUUUCCAAAAAAUUAAAAGAUUUGAAAAUACAAAUUUUUUUAACUAUUUUUGAGAAGGAAAAUUAAUUAAGAGAGAGAGAGGGAGAGAGGAAAAUUCAAAAUUUGUCAUCGAUUUGCUGAAAGUGAUAUUUGAUUGUUGGUUACUUUUUUUGGGUGUCAAAUUUUCGGUUUUCAAUUUUUGGAAAAUAAUUUUAAGGCAACGGUUUCCGGGCUUUUGGUUCAAAACAAUUCUCAAACAUUUUUUUUAUACCAAGCAGUAAUUACUCAUAAAUCAUUAAUCAGUGUCUACAAAAAAAAUAAGGAAUAUUGUAUACUCGUAUAAGGUCCCCCCCCCCACACACACACACACCCACACACACACACACAAAUAUCGUAUUCAACUAUAAAAACUAUUGUCAAAUUUUUGCAUUUCAACUACUUAUAAAAUACCAUAAAUAUAGCGAAUAUACAACAACAACAAACAGAAGAAGAAAAAAAAUAAACUAUAGAGUACAGAUCUACCAUACAAUACGGAACCAAACAGCAGAAUAAAGAUGCAACAGACAACAAAAGGACAACAAAUCAAUUGUACAAAAUAGACUUAAGCAGACUUUAACAAUUUUUUAUAUGUAUACAAAAACAAAAUAUUAAAAAUAAUGAAUGAAUACAACAAAACUAAAUGUCAAUAAACUAUUUGCAAGAGAGAACCGCCGAGAACAGAAGAAAGCCAAAAAGCUGAGGAAACCCCCCCGCGAAGAACAAAUUACACACAACAACAACAAAAGAGAAGAGAGAAUUUUUAAGCAAUUUUGAUACAAUUAACACAAAACAACAAGAAAAUAUUUGAAAAUUAUUAUUGAUUUUAGCGAAAUUCAAAAUAUUAUUAUUUCCAUUUUUGGCAUUGAAAAUUAAAUCAUUAUACGAAAAAUUAAUCGAAUGUAUAAAUUAACAUUUAAACACCACAAUUUUUAUAUGAAACAAAAAACUUAAAUUAAAUAC
Messenger RNA from Drosophila miranda, 2073 nucleotides. RefSeq names its product cell death protein Grim (gene grim). The record is from RefSeq and is a predicted model, not a curated record. The coding region runs from base 441 to 908 and encodes 155 amino acids. The transcript has a single exon. Lineage: Eukaryota; Metazoa; Arthropoda; Insecta; Diptera; Drosophilidae.